AUGCGCUCGAUCUCAAGGGCGGCCUUGCGCCCAUACAUUUGCACAUCCUGCCAGCAUGGCAUUGGUGCUGGUCGACGGCUUUUCCGCACACAAUCCGCCCAAUCCGCCGACAUCUACGACGUAGUCUGCGUUGGAGGUGGACCGGCCGGUUUGGGGUUACUGGCUGCACUCCGAGCUUCACCAGUCACGUCAAAGCUUAGGAUCGCCCUCGUCGAAAGCCAGGACCUCGGCAAGGCUCGUGGAUGGAACCUCGAUUCCAGUCAAUUCUCCAACCGAGUCAGCAGCCUGACCCCAUCAUCGGUUGAUUUUUUGCAGAAGAUUGGUGCCUGGGAGCACCUGGAUACCACUAGAGUACAGAACUAUCAGAAAAUGCAGGUGUGGGACGGUGAGACGGGGUCGCGAAUAUCCUUUGAUCGGUCUUCGGAGACACCCGCGUUUGAGGAUUUACAGACCGUCGCUACCAUGACCGAGAACGCCAAUCUUGUGCGCGGACUGCUAGGCCGCAUUGAGGCUUCAGGAGAGGAGAACUUGACGCUGUUUUCCAAUCAUACGGUUGCAUCCAUUGAGAAUGGAUCGGAUCUUCAGGCUGAAGGGCCUGACCUGUCAGCUUGGCCCAUCCUUUCUGUGAAACCGACAGGGCCUGGCGCCGAGACAGUCGCACCGACGCGGAUUGCGGCUCGACUUCUCGUCGGCGCAGAUGGUAUCAACAGUCCCGUGCGCUCGUUCGCCGAUAUCUCGACGCAGGGCUGGGAUUACAACCGUCACGGUAUCGUGGCCACACUCGCACUCGCAGACCUUGACCCAUCCACAUUCAGCAACACACGGACAGCUUACCAGCGCUUUCUGCCCUCACUUGGCGGACCCAUCGCCUUACUCCCGCUUCCUAAUAACCAUGCAACGCUGGUCUGGUCUACAAGACCUGAGCACGCCGCAUACCUUAAAUCUCUCUCCGCCCCGGCUUUUCUCGCCAUGGUCAACGCGGCGUUCAGUCUGUCUAUGACAGAUCUCUCAUAUAUGAUGGGUAUUUCCCAAUCAUCAUCUGAACAGGCAUCACACGAAGACGAGCUCAACUGGCGGCUCCAGCAUACCCCGCAACCAUCUCACAUCCCACCCAAAGCCAUUGGAGUGCAAGAAGGAACUGUUGCUUCAUUCCCACUCCGCUUCCGUCACGCGGCUCAGUACAUCUCUCCCCGUGUCGCCCUUGUCGGCGACGCAGCUCACGUCAUUCACCCGCUUGCUGGCCAAGGUCUGAACCUCGGGUUGGCAGACGUUGCCGCUUUGUCGCGGACCAUCGAGUAUGCUGUGAGUCAUGGCAUGGACAUUGGUGAUCUUUUGACGCUGGAGCGAUACUCCUCCGAACGUUAUCUAUCCAAUGCCAAGAUUGGUGGUGCCUGUGAUUUGUUGCACAAGAUGUACUCCGUUUCUGGACAAGGUCCUAUUACCUGGGCCCGUAGUCUAGGACUAGAGGUUAUUGACCGAUUGCCAUUCGUAAAGUCCUUUUUGAUGAAGAAUGCUGAGGGCUAUUAA
This is a messenger RNA of Penicillium longicatenatum, 1527 nucleotides long. RefSeq names its product putative ubiquinone biosynthesis monooxgenase (Coq6). Gene Ontology annotation, molecular function: 2-octaprenyl-6-methoxyphenol hydroxylase activity; oxidoreductase activity, acting on paired donors, with incorporation or reduction of molecular oxygen, NAD(P)H as one donor, and incorporation of one atom of oxygen; FAD binding. Gene Ontology annotation, cellular component: mitochondrion. The transcript is spliced from 2 exons. Bases 1 to 1527 code for a protein of 508 amino acids. Lineage: Eukaryota; Fungi; Ascomycota; Eurotiomycetes; Eurotiales; Aspergillaceae. Gene Ontology annotation, biological process: ubiquinone biosynthetic process. The record is from RefSeq and is a predicted model, not a curated record.